This is a messenger RNA of Penicillium cosmopolitanum, 2079 nucleotides long. Its product is annotated as mRNA-binding ribosome biosynthesis protein NOP4. Lineage: Eukaryota; Fungi; Ascomycota; Eurotiomycetes; Eurotiales; Aspergillaceae. Gene Ontology annotation, molecular function: RNA binding. The record is from RefSeq and is a predicted model, not a curated record. The transcript has 2 exons. The coding region runs from base 1 to 2079 and encodes 692 amino acids.
AUGGCUGAGCCAAACAGGAAACGACGCUUCUCUGACGAAGGUGUUGCCCAAGAUACCGACGUCAAGAUGGAAGAACCUACACAGGCCGCAGCUAAGACCUCAACGGCCGCCAAGCCGAACAACACCCUGUUCGUUCGAUCGCUACCAGCCACGGCCACGAAAGACAGCCUCGCAGAGUUCUUUUCGCAAUCCUACGUUCUCAAGCACGCUGUCACCGUCAACAACUCGGAAAAGCAAUGUAAGGGUUAUGGUUUCGUGACCUUCGCCGACCUCGAGGACGCCCAGAGCGCCUUGGAGGAACUCAAUGGAGCCGACUUUGAGGGAAAGAAGAUUCGAGUCGAAUACGCCCAACAGCGUCACCGUGAGAUUGACGAGAAACUUGGAAAGAGCAAGCCCGCCGCGAAAUCGCAACAAAUCAAGCAAGAUCGCGAAGACGACAUCAAGACAAUUGAGGACCUCGCAGCUCUCUUCCGCAGUUACGGAAAGGUCAAAUGGGCCGAUCUCCCCAAACAAAACAACAAGCUUCGCGGUUUCGGCUUCGUCAUUCUGCGCGGAAAGAAGAACGCCGAGAAGGCUCUUCAAGGCGUGAACGGAAAGGAAAUCGAUGGUCGCACACUGGCUGUUGAUUGGGCCGUUGACAGGGAACAAUGGGAGAAUGUUAAGAAGGAUGACGCUGACGAGGAGAAGGAGGACGAUGAUGUGGAUAUGGAGGACAAGGCCGCGAAGGAGGACGACGAUGAGACUUCAUCCGACGAGGACGAGGACGAAGAGGAUGAUGAGGACGACGACGAUGAAGAUCUGGAGGACCUCGAGGAUUUGGACGAGGAGGCCCGCAAGGAACCAAUCGAAGACGACCGUAAUGAAUGCACCGUCUUCCUCCGCAACCUGCCAUUCACAUGUACCAACGAUACGCUCUAUGAGCACUUCACCCAAUUCGGUCCCCUUCGAUAUGCGCGCAUUGUGCUUGACCGCGAAACCGAACGCCCUCGCGGAACCGGAUUCGUGUGCUUCUGGAAGGUCGAGGACUGCAUGACCUGCGUCCGUGAAGCCCCCAAGCUCGACACAGUGGUCGCCGAGAAGGAACGCUCCAAACCGGCCAUGAAACACUCAAUUCUUCAACACGAGAAUUCCGACCCUACUGGUCGUUACACCCUGGACGGUCGAGUUCUACAGGUCGCCCGUGCCGUCAACAAGAAUGAGGCUGCCAAGCUGAAUGAAGAGGGUGUUUCGCGCCGUCUGGUGCGUGACAAGGAUAAGCGUCGUCUCUACCUGCUGUCCGAGGGUACCAUCCCCUCCAACUCCCCUCUCUAUAAGAAGCUUUCUCCUUCCGAGAUCAAGAUGCGCGAGGAGAGCUACAAGCAGCGAGAGGGAUUCAUCAAGAAGAACCCCGCCCUCCACCUCAGUCUCACCCGUUUGUCAAUCCGCAACCUUCCCCGUCACAUCACAUCCAAGGAUCUCAAGCAACUUGCCCGUGAGGCCGUUGUCGGUUUCGCCAAGGAUGUCAAGGCCGAGAAGCGCCAGUCCCUCUCUCGGGAGGAGCAGCAGCGAUCCCGCGAGACCAUGAAGGAACUUGAGCACGAGCGCAAGGAGAAGAAGGCCGGUAUCGUCCGACAAGCCAAGAUUGUCUUCGAGACUCGUGAGGGUACUAAGGUGCCCGAGAAGGAAGGUGGUGGUCGCAGUCGUGGUUACGGUUUCAUCGAAUACUACACUCACCGUCACGCGCUGAUGGGUCUGCGCUGGCUCAACUGCCACCCGAUCGAGAUCCCGGCGAACUCGGACUCGGAAGAGAAGGAAAAGCGCAAGCGCCUGGUUGUUGAGUUUGCUAUUGAGAACGCCCAGGUUAUCAAGCGUCGUCAAGAGUUGCAAGACAAGAAGAAACAGCAGGCCAAGGAGAAGGCAGAGAAGGAUGCAAAGGGGGAGCAAGAAGAGGAGAAGGGUCAGAAGGGUCAGAAGCGGAAGCGCUCAGAAAAGGGCAAGGAUAGCAAGGAAGAUGGGGAGGAUGUUGAGGAGGACAAGGUCGCGAAGCGCAAUCGGAUUAUUGGCAAGAAGCGCGCGCAGCGUAAGGCCCGUAAGGCAUGA